Molecule: messenger RNA, 1046 nt
Organism: Ipomoea triloba (trilobed morning glory)
Lineage: Eukaryota; Viridiplantae; Streptophyta; Magnoliopsida; Solanales; Convolvulaceae
Product: E3 SUMO-protein ligase MMS21
Exons: 7
Coding region: 69-842 (257 amino acids)
Biological process (GO): protein sumoylation; double-strand break repair via homologous recombination
Cellular component (GO): nucleus; Smc5-Smc6 complex
Molecular function (GO): SUMO ligase activity; zinc ion binding
Source: RefSeq, a predicted model, not a curated record
AAUCGUUUCCCUCCCGAACUCAGUACCCGACCGGAAUAGAUUCGCCGUGAAAUCCGAAGCCGCCGCGAAUGACGUCGACGUCAGGUCAUCGCAGCGUCAUCCCUCCCGGAAGACUUAGAACACUUACGUCUAUGCUCGAGUCAGACAAUCAGUCUCUUCUCAGAGAUAUGAGGAAUGCUAUGAAUAUGAUGAAGGAAGUCGCGGUAGAUUUGGAGACGGAUAACAAAUCCGAAAUGGUACUCUUACUUGUGAAGGAGCUUGAAAAUGGUCUGAUUCAGUUGUUGGAAACUUCUGAUGAAUGUUUGCAUUUUUCUAGUGCGAUCCAAAGUAUAGGGAAUGUGUAUGAGCCUGGGCCACAGCCAACAGAUUUUAGGAAAUUGUUUGAUGCUGAGAUUGCAAAAUCUAAGGCGACUUCUCCCGCUCAGAAUCAAACAUUCUUAAGGCAAUUUAGGGAAGCUGUUUGGAGUGUUCAUCAUUCUGGACAACCAAUGCCGGGUGAAGAGCAAGAGGAUAUUAUAAUGACCAGUUUGGAGCAUAACCUCCUUAAUGUGACUUGUCCCUUAAUUGGAAAGUCUGUCACGGAGUUGGUUGAUCCUGUUAGAAGCAUGGACUGCAAACACAUAUAUGAGAAGAAAGCUAUUAUGCAACACAUAAAGAAAUCGGGUGGUCGUUGUCCUGUUGCAGGUUGCCCAAAAGUAUUGCAGGCACAGAGAAUUGUGUGUGAUGCAUUUUUGCUGAUGGAAAUUGAAGACUUGCGCCAAAUGGGUAAACAAACUGCUGGGUCCGGGGUGGUAGAGGAUUUCACAAUGCUGCCUGAAGCGGCAGAGGAUGAUGAAGAAUGAAUGAAGAGGUUGUGUGGUAAAAACUAUAUCAUGGCAUUUAAGAGCAUGUUUGGUAACUAAUGCUUACAUUAUAUUUUGAUCAAUGCUAUGCCUAUGUUCUUCAAAUCAUCUUAACUAAAUUGUCUCAAUGACAGAUCUUUAUCUAAUUGUUUUGUUAUUAAUAUAAAAAUUGUAAUGUUAUUUGGUGCAAAGAAUUUGAUGAAA